CCAAAAUCUUUUUCCAUAACUCACCCUGCAUUUUGCAGGGUAGGGCCAAGGCAAAUAUUUGAAUUGAGCUUGAGCCUCAUUUAAAGGGAAGAAUGACAGAAGGUGUAAUCACCAUCAAGGACAACAGCAAAGCCCCCUUAAGAAAUGACAUUGGCGAUCAUGACAUGAUGAAUAAGAAGAAGAAGAAGCCGCCAGGUGUUUUCGGCUUCUUCAAAGCUGCAAUGUUCGUGUUGCGCCAUCGCAAUAAAGGGAAGCAGAAAGCUGCUCAGGUAGCUGUGUCCACCCAGCAGGGAGAUUGGAAGAAGCUGGUGGGCUCUAUGCGCCCUUUGCAUCUCCAGGACAACAAUAUUAAUACAUCACCUGCAUACUGUGCCACGUCAAUAUAUUCACCCUCAGCUUUGUCUUCGUCUAGCGGAACAAUGAGCCAGUACGCUUCCGCGAACGAUCUCAAAGCGCUGGAUGACACCAUGAGCCAGUACGCUUCAGCAAACGAUCUCAAAUCACUGGAUGUGGAUGUCCCUGCAGCCUCAUCCGGCACCAUGAGCCAGUAUGCUUCCGCAAAUAAUCUCCAAGAACUCGAUGAGGAGGAGGAAGAGGAGGAUCCUGACCAGGUCUUCGAUGCCAUUGGCGCUGACGACAUGAUCGAUGCCAAGGCAGAGCAGUUCAUCCUUCAGUUUUACCAACAAAUGAGGCGUCAAAACAUUGAUUCAAUGAGCGGCCAAUUCAAUUAAUCUCGUGCAAGGAAAGGGAAAAGCAAGGUCAACAAUAAAUAUACGUAAUAAUAAGGCUAGCGUACGUGGAAUAUUUAUGCAUAUUGCAUUGCAAGCACCGUAAAUUUGUCUGAUCCACGUGCAUCCAAUUAUACAUGUGUUAUAUGAAAUGAUGAUCU
Lycium ferocissimum is the source of this 889-nucleotide messenger RNA. RefSeq lists its product as uncharacterized. The coding region runs from base 93 to 731 and encodes 212 amino acids. The record is from RefSeq and is a predicted model, not a curated record. Lineage: Eukaryota; Viridiplantae; Streptophyta; Magnoliopsida; Solanales; Solanaceae. The transcript has a single exon.